AUGUCUCUGCAGAGGAUCGUGCGAGUGUCCCUGGAGCAUCCCACCAGUGCUGUGUGUGUGGCUGGCGUGGAGACCCUCGUGGACAUUUAUGGGUCAGUACCUGAGGGAACAGAGAUGUUUGAGGUCUACGGAACCCCCGGUGUGGACAUCUCCAUCUCUUCCGGAGUGGAGAGGGACCAGGAACAUGCAGACACCGGGCGGUGGUGCUUUGAUGCGGGGUUGCAGCUCAUCGUGGUCAUGAACUCUCCCAGCAACGACCUCAACGACAGUCACGUUCAGAUUUCCUACCAUUCCGGCCAAGAGCCUCUGGCCUAUGCGGUGCUCUACCUCACCUGUGUGGAUAUCACCCUGGAUUGUGACCUGAACUGUGAAGGCAGACGGGAUAGGGGCUUUGUGGACAAGCGGCAGUGGGUCUGGGGAUCUAGCGAGUAUGGAGCCAUCCUGCUGGUGAACUGUGACAGGGACAAUCUGAGCUGUGAUGACCAGGACAACUGUGACCGGCACGUGCACUGCCUGCAAGACCUGGAAGAUAUGUCUGUAAUGGUCCUGCGGACCUAAGGCCCCGUUGCCCUUUUCGACGACCACACACUUGUCCUCCACACCUCCAGCUGUGACGCCAAGUGGGCACGGGUCUUCCAUGCUUGUGGUCCCGAGGACUCAUGAGAGGCUUACAGGCACGUGCUGGGCCAGAACGAGGUGUCGUACCAGGUGCCCCGCUUCCACGGGGAUGAGGGGUGCUUCUUCGUAGAGGGCCUCUCCUUCCCUGGCGCUGGCAUGAAAGAUCCCGACCACCCCGCUGGUGCCUCUCUAGAAACUAAGGAGCAAGAUUUCUCCGAAUCCCCCAUCUUCACUGACACCGUGGUGUUCUGUGUGGCGCCCUGGAUUAUGACGCCCAGCGCCCUGCCGCCCCUGGAGGUGUACGUGUACCGAGUGAGGAACAAUGCGUGUUCUGUGGAUGCAGUGGUGGAGCUGGCCAGGAGAGCCGGCUGCGAGCUGACCAUCUGCCCACAGGCCGAGACCCGCAACGACCGCUGGAUCCAGGAUGGGAUGGAGCUGGGCUACAUUCAGGCACCACACAAGACCUUCCCAGUAGUCUUUGACUCCCCCGGGAAUGGAGAACUGCAGGACUUCCCUUACAAAAGAAUCCUGGGUCCAGAUUUCGGCUACGUGACUCGGGAACCACGAGACAACUCGAGUGGCCUGGAUUCCUUUGGGAACCUGGAGGUCAGCCCCCCAGUGGUGGCCAAUGGGAAAGAAUACCCCCUGGGGAGGAUCCUCUUUGGUGGCAACCUGCCUGGAUCAAGAGGCCGCAGGGUCACCCAGGUGGUUCGGGACUUCCUUCACGCGCAGAAGGUGCAGCCCACUGUGGAGCUCUUUGUGGACUGGUUGGCCGCGGGCCAUGUGGGUGAGUUUCUGAGCUUUGUCCCUGCCCCUGAUGGGAAGGGCUUCCGGACGCUCCUGGCCAGCCCUAGCGCCUGCUUCAAGCUCUUCCAGGAAAAGCAGAAGCAGGGCCACGGCACGGCCCUCCUGUUCCAAGGGGUUAUUGGCAAUCAGCAGAUCAACGCCAUCUCCAUCGACCAGGUCCUCUCCAAUGAAAACCUCAUCAGCUACAAUAAGUUUGUCCAGAGCUGUGUCGACUGGAACUGGGAGGUGCUGAAGCGGGAGCUGGGCCUGACCGACGGUGACAUCAUCGACAUCCCCCAGCUCUUCAAGAUGGAGAGGAGAAAGGCGGUGGCCUUCUUCCCUGACUUGGUGAACAUGCUAGUGCUGGGGAAGCACCUGGGCAUCCCCAAGCCCUUCGGACCCAUCAUCAACGGCUGCUGCUGCCUGGGGGAGAAGGUGCGGUCCCUGCUGGAACCGUUGGGCCUCCAGUGCACCUUCAUUGACGACUUCACCCUAUACCACAAGCUGCACGGGGAGGUGCACUGCGGCACCAUCGUGCGCCGGCAGACCUUCUCCUUCAGGUGGUGGAACGUGGUGCCCUGA
Messenger RNA from Aethalodelphis obliquidens (Pacific white-sided dolphin), 1986 nucleotides. RefSeq names its product peptidyl arginine deiminase 3 (gene PADI3). Lineage: Eukaryota; Metazoa; Chordata; Mammalia; Artiodactyla; Delphinidae. Gene Ontology annotation, molecular function: calcium ion binding; protein-arginine deiminase activity. Gene Ontology annotation, cellular component: cytoplasm; nucleus. The record is from RefSeq and is a predicted model, not a curated record.